AUGACUUCCGUCGCACCUACCAAGGCGUGGGCUGACGAGCCCAUGAAGCUCAUCACCACACCGCAGUACGCGACCAAGAAGACGGACAUCUUCACCUCGGGUGCUACCCACAUGGCCCUACUGCACAACUCCAUCUUCCGCGGCUACAACUCCAUCUACCAGCAGGCUGCCCAUGUUGCCGACCAGGACAAGGCCGACUUUAUCGGCUACUGCUUGACCUGGUACCGAUUCGUCAAGUCUCAUCAUGACGACGAAGAGCAGUCGCUGUUCCCCAAGAUCGAGGACCUGUUGCAGGACAAGACUGUCUUUGAGGAAACUCACAAGGAGCAUGAGGCUUUCUUGCCCGGUCUUGCCGAGUUUGAAAAGUACCUUAGUGGCCUCAAGAGCCCUAGCGACUUCUUGGGCGACGAGCUGCUUCGUAUCAUGGGCACCUUCCAGGACUCCUUCUCCGACCACUUUCACAGCGAAAUCUCUACGAUUUCCAAGCUCUCGGAGCAUGCGAACGCCCCCAAGGAGGGAACACCCGAGCACAUGGCGGCGGUCACCACGUUCAAGACUUGGGGUAAGGCGACGGUGACAAAGGCUGGCGUGACGGACUGCGUGCCCUUCUUCCUUCUCAACCUUGACCGCACGGUUGAGGACGGCAUGUGGGCAAACUGGCCACCGAUGCCUGCUCCCAUCAAGUGGGGAUUAGUUAACAUUGCCGGUGCUUUGCAUUCGGGCUGGUGGAAGUUUUCUUCUUGCGAUGCUGCUGGUGAGCCCAAGGAGCUGUGGGCUUUGCGUAAUGUCGAGAAGCUAUGA
This is a messenger RNA of Sordaria macrospora k-hell, 801 nucleotides long. RefSeq lists its product as uncharacterized. NCBI's taxonomy places the organism in Eukaryota, Fungi, Ascomycota, Sordariomycetes, Sordariales, Sordariaceae. The record is from RefSeq and is a predicted model, not a curated record.